Messenger RNA from Ipomoea triloba (trilobed morning glory), 2065 nucleotides. RefSeq names its product carotene epsilon-monooxygenase, chloroplastic. Gene Ontology annotation, molecular function: iron ion binding; heme binding. Bases 39 to 1694 code for a protein of 551 amino acids. The transcript has 9 exons. Gene Ontology annotation, cellular component: chloroplast. Gene Ontology annotation, biological process: carotenoid biosynthetic process. The record is from RefSeq and is a predicted model, not a curated record. NCBI's taxonomy places the organism in Eukaryota, Viridiplantae, Streptophyta, Magnoliopsida, Solanales, Convolvulaceae.
UGAUUCUCAUAUCAUAUCCGCCACUGCUACCAACCAGUAUGCCAUCCUCACUCUCUCUCCCCUCUUUCUCUCUCCUCCGUUCAAAUCCACUCAGCCACCGCCGGCGCCGGACCACCACUCUCAGCCCCAAGUUCCCGCGCAAUUCCCACUUAUUAAUCAUCAAAACCUCGCUGGAAAAGCCCCCACCACCGCCCUCCACCAAGCCAAGCUCGUGGGUGAGUCCGGAUUGGCUAACUAGCCUGACCCGGUCCCUUACUUUGGGCCAAAACGACGAUUCAAAUAUACCCAUUGCCAAUGCGAAGCUGGAGGACGUGUCGGACCUUCUGGGCGGCGCUCUUUUCCUCCCACUGUUUAAAUGGAUGAAUGAGUACGGGCCCGCCUACCGCCUAUCAGCGGGCCCCAGGAACUUUGUGAUCGUCAGUGACCCCGCCAUUGCAAAGCAUGUAUUGAAGAAUUAUGGGAAGUAUGCAAAGGGGCUUGUUGCUGAGGUGUCUGAGUUCUUGUUUGGGUCUGGCUUUGCCAUUGCUGAAGGCCCCCUUUGGAUGGCAAGGCGUAGGGCUGUGGUUCCAUCACUUCACAAGAAGUACUUGUCAGUAAUUGUUGAGAGGGUGUUUUGCAGAUGUGCUGAGAGAUUGGUGGAGAAACUCACACCUUAUGCUCUCAAUGGCUCUGCAGUAAACAUGGAGGAAAAGUUUUCUCAACUAACACUUGAUGUAAUUGGUUUAGCUGUUUUCAAUUACAACUUUGAUUCCCUCGUGACUGAUAGUCCAGUGAUUGAAGCAGUUUACACUGCACUGAAAGAAGCGGAGUUGCGAUCAACCGAUCUGUUGCCAUAUUGGAAGAUUAAGGCAUUGUGUAAAAUAGUUCCACGGCAAGUAAAGGCUGAGAAGGCAGUUAGUUUAAUCAGACAAACAGUUGAAGAGCUCGUUGCAAAGUGCAAAGAGAUGGUGGAUGCUGAGGGUGAGAGUAUAACUAACGAGGAGUAUGUGAAUGAUGCUGAUCCAAGCGUCCUUAGAUUUUUACUUGCUAGCAGGGAGGAGGUUUCAAGUGAACAACUUCGUGAUGACCUUUUAUCUAUGCUUGUCGCGGGGCAUGAAACCACUGGUUCAGUAUUGACUUGGACAUCAUACCUACUGAGUAAGGACCCUUCCUCUUUGAGAAAAGCACAAGAAGAAGUCGACAAAGUAUUAGGGGGAAGAAAUCCUACCUAUGAAGACAUAAAGAAUCUCAAGUUCUUGACACGGUGCAUAAUUGAGUCUCUUCGACUAUAUCCACACCCUCCUGUCCUGCUACGAAGAGCUCAAGAAGCUGAUGUCUUGCCCGGUGGUUAUAAAGUAAAUGCUGGUCAAGAUAUAAUGAUUUCAGUGUAUAAUAUUCAUCAUUCUGCAAAGGUCUGGGAAAGAGCAGAAGACUUCCUACCUGAAAGAUUUGGCUUGGAAGAUCCAAUUCCUAAUGAGACAAAUACUGAUUUUAGAUUCAUCCCUUUCAGUGGAGGGCCUCGUAAAUGUGUUGGUGAUCAGUUUGCUUUACUCGAAGCUACUGUUGCUCUGGCAAUAUUUGUGCAGAACUUAAACUUCAAGUUGGUUCCAGAUCAAAACAUUGGUAUGACAACCGGAGCAACUAUUCACACAACAAAUGGUUUGUACAUGAAAGUGACUGAAAGGCAGAAACAGAAACAACCCGUGUUGGCAUGAAACUCGCUCGGGUAAUAAAAUAUCUUUACAUUUCUUUCAUUUCUUAGAUGAUUAUCGAGUCUUGUAAAACUAGCCAGAAAGACGUGUAUCCCAUUCUUGAAGAACAAUGUAUAGCAAUAGUCCUAGGGGCCGGGAUUUUUUUGGUAUCUGCAUCUCACGGGGCGAGACAAAGACAAAUCUAGUUAAGUUUUGGUCAGACCCUAUUUGAGACAGGUCUCCGAAUUGAAGGGUGUAAUUAUGAAUUGUUAAGUAGUGCAAUUAUGGUGAGAUGAGGUGAACAUGUUAAAUGGCAUGAUGAAUGCAUGUAUGGUUUCACUUAUGUAUGUACUAAUUUAGUACUCAUUCAUGUGAUUAGUGAUGAUCAUGCAGAA